GAAAGCGCUAUAUGCUUUUCUCUCUUCAUAAACACUCUGAAAAAUUCGGAUUACCCAGCAUUCAGUCACCGCACGGUCCUUCCGGUGAAUCCGCCAUUAGAGAAAGCAGGCAUGGCAAUUCGGUACCCUAUGGCCGUUGGCCUGAACAAAGGCCACCCCGUAACGAAGAAUGUGGCUAAGCCCAAACACAGUCGCAGGAGAGGGCACCUGACCAAGCACACCAAGUUUGUGCGUGACAUGAUUCGUGAGGUGUGCGGUUUUGCUCCGUACGAGAGGCGGGCGAUGGAGUUGCUGAAAGUGUCCAAGGACAAGCGUGCACUGAAGUUCAUCAAGAAAAGGGUGGGAACCCACAUCCGUGCCAAGAGAAAGAGGGAAGAGCUCAGCAACGUCCUCGCUGCAAUGAGAAAGGCUGCUGCCAAGAAGGAGUAAGCCUGUUAUACUGUGGGGGAAAAAAUAAAUAUUUCUAUUUCAAAAACAAA
This is a messenger RNA of Conger conger (European conger), 479 nucleotides long. RefSeq names its product ribosomal protein L36 (gene rpl36). NCBI's taxonomy places the organism in Eukaryota, Metazoa, Chordata, Actinopteri, Anguilliformes, Congridae. Gene Ontology annotation, biological process: cytoplasmic translation. The transcript has 4 exons. Gene Ontology annotation, molecular function: structural constituent of ribosome. The coding region runs from base 112 to 429 and encodes 105 amino acids. Gene Ontology annotation, cellular component: ribosome; cytosolic large ribosomal subunit. The record is from RefSeq and is a predicted model, not a curated record.